Messenger RNA from Annulohypoxylon truncatum, 2807 nucleotides. Its product is annotated as putative multicopper oxidase. Lineage: Eukaryota; Fungi; Ascomycota; Sordariomycetes; Xylariales; Hypoxylaceae. Bases 291 to 2399 code for a protein of 702 amino acids. The record is from RefSeq and is a predicted model, not a curated record. Gene Ontology annotation, molecular function: copper ion binding; oxidoreductase activity. The transcript is spliced from 2 exons.
GCCACGAACAAUAUACCAAGUAUGAGUUCAAAGCUUGUUAAAGUUGGAGAAAAGUCUUACCGCUCAUGCGAAUCAUCUUGUGACUGAUUUCUUGUGACUUGGAUCAAUUAUUUACCUGCCGCCCUAUUCACCUAAGCCUCCUUUAGUCAGCCGUGUUACGAAUUGCUAAGACGCGAUGCCUCGAUGAGUCUCUAGAUGCUUCACGAUGCUGCCUAAGAGACGACACUCAUUACUGAUUCGAAGUACCUGAUCUCUCUAAUAAGCUCGGGCGCCUUCGGCGUUGUGGAAGAAUGACCAUCUACCGUUCUCUGCAAUCCCUAUCGCCGACGGAAAAUCGAUUUCUGAGUACUGAUGAGGAUGAAAGUCUAGACUUCGUUGGCGGUGAAGAGGACAAUGAUGUGACACAGCACCCUUUACUUGUGUCUGAGAGUGGCGACGUCGAGGAGGUGACAACAAAGUCCGCCGAAGUCCACCAACGCCAACCGCGGUGGAUAAUCGCUGCGUUUAUAAUUGCCUGUUUCGGAACAGUACUUCCUCUGACGUUACUGGCAUUAUCGCUCGACCUUCAGGGGCGACCAACGCCAUCUCCUAUAGAGAUCGCAUUGGGUGCCUCUCUUCGACGCCCAGACGAGGAUUACAUCCUAGAUCCCGAAUGGGACUUUGGAGCCCCCAACCAAGUACGAACGUAUGAUUGGGUCAUCGUCGACAAGGAGGGCAAUCCGGAUGGUGUUGUAAAGCCAAUGAUGACGAUCAAUGGGCAGUUCCCUGGUCCGUUGAUAGAAGUCAACGAAGGUGAUGUGGUUGAAGUCAACGUUCAUAACUCGGCUGUCAACUCCACCGCCAUCCAUUGGCACGGCAUUUUCCAGAAUGGCACGAACUGGAUGGAUGGAGCCGCGGGCGUGACUCAAUGUCCUAUUGCCCCUGGAGCAUCGUUCCGAUACAGGUUCAACGUCACUGGUCAAGCUGGUACUUAUUUCUAUCACGGUCAUCAAGGGGUCCAGGCUCUCAGCGGGCUCGUAGGGCCGUUUGUGGUCCACAGUAGAGAAGAAGCAACGUAUCAGCCCGUCCCUUAUUCGUCGGACCGCGUCAUUCUCCUCCAGGACUGGUAUUAUGAUUCAGACAGUGGGCUAAUGCGAGAUGUUUUAUCUCCGGGCGUCGAGGAUGCACCAAUACCCAAUACAGCUUUGAUUAACGGUGUGAACCAAGCUGACUGCUCGUACCAUCCCAAUCGGUCGUGUUCGGACGCGGACAAAUCUUUACCGAACCUGGAUUUGGCCCCUGGCCAAGGCCAUCGGUUAAGGUUCUUGAAUGUUGGGGGGUUUGCCUGGUUCCAGGUAGCAGUAGAUGAGCAUGAUUCCCUGCCAAUUAUCGAAGCGGAUGGAACCACCAUUAAGCCCAACUCUGAAUCUAUGCUAGUGAUUGCCCCAGGGCAACGUUAUAGUAUAGUCUUGACAGCAAACCAGUCCAGUGAAGAGGCCUUCUGGCUUCGAGCCAGAAUGAUAAAAUCUUGCUUUGCAAGUCAAACGCUCCCAGAAAAUGGCAUCGAUGAGGCAAAGGCCAUCAUACGCUACCGGGCCGAGGGAAAGAGGCACGAUGACCACGGGCCCUCUUCCCUGCCCACAACAAACUCGAAGCUUCAGUAUAUCCCGACAUGCAGAGACUUGAGUUCCACGACUUCAUUAUCACCUCACCCAGCUAAGCCAGCUCCUGAAUAUGCCGACCACUCGUGGCAUAUACGCGUGAACCUCGCCAUUGGCGACUGGCGACUGCAAAGAGGCGUCAUGAAUUCCUCCUCGUUCCGACCGAAUCUUAAAUCGCCCACUCUGCAUCGCGUACUCGAUGGACUCGCCUCAAAUAAUGAGUCUUUCACUCAAGCCGGUAUACUAAAUUCCGCAUUCGAUCCCGAUUCCGAGUUAGUCGUCUCUCACACCGGUGCCGCCGAGACCGUCGAUAUCAUUCUACAGAACAUGGACGAAAAUGCCCAUCCCUUCCAUCUUCACGGCACACAGAUGUGGGUUUUGGGUGCCGGACACGGAUACUUCCCUGGUUAUGACGCAUUUGGUCUCAAAGAUGAUGGCAAGGGCCUUCAGUUUCCCACGGUGACGCACACCACCGACAACCCCCUGAAACGAGACACGGUGACGGUCGAGGGCUUCGGGUGGGCACUUCUUCGCUUUGUCGCAGACAACCCAGGUGUGUGGCUUUUUCAUUGUCACGUAAUAUGGCACUCGGAAGCAGGCAUGGGAAUGCAGUUCAUCUCCCGAAUAGAUUCUAUGAGGGAAUGGGAACUUCCUGAAGAAUCAAGGCAGCUGUGUAAUGCAUCUGAAGAGGAACUAAGGAAAGGCGCUCCACCAAAGGACGAGGUAUUCUUCGGUUUCGGCAAUAGUGAGAGAAGAUGAAACGGGGUUGUUUAUGUACAGGAUGCUCUUGGUCCCGCCGAGGAUUUUAUAUAACACGAGACCAAAACUACAUCGGAAAGGGCGUAGUAAUUCGGCGUUAUAGGAUGGCGAUGGUGGCCACCUGCAGGCUACGGUUUUGUGACGGGAUUUAACACAAAGUCCAUGGUGUACAUAAGCAUUUAUAAUCCUCCAGGCGUGUAUUACGGAUACCACGUAGAGGUUAUGUAGAUAGAUACGUGGAAAGAUACAUACUUUUGUAGGAUAGUCGUAGAUAUAUUAUGUGUACUUAUACGUUCAGAAUUUGCUCGGGGAACAAGUAGCCUCGUUGAAGCAUCAUGGAGAUAAGCCCAAUGGAAUUAGGUACCUAGACAUUUGAUAUGAUAGUUUGAAUUGAUUAGUGAACAUGCC